Messenger RNA from Micromonas pusilla CCMP1545, 2914 nucleotides. RefSeq lists its product as uncharacterized. The coding region runs from base 591 to 2864 and encodes 757 amino acids. The transcript has a single exon. Lineage: Eukaryota; Viridiplantae; Chlorophyta; Mamiellophyceae; Mamiellales; Mamiellaceae. The record is from RefSeq and is a predicted model, not a curated record.
CGCUCGUGAUACGCCCGCCGCGCCGCUGAGUAAAGUCAUUGAUAGAGCAGUCUAGUCUUGCACGUCUCAGUGUCAGGUUAACAAGAGUUUAUUUGAAAAAGUCAAAGGAUAUCACCUGCAGCUGCCCGAAGAAGCCGCAUCAAUCAAUUAUUUUUCAUGAAAAUUGUUUUCUGAGAACAAACGGAAAUCGGACUCGAAUACAACAGCGCGACCACAGCAAAAUCAACACUUCGAGCGUUUCGAGGUCCGCGAUCAACGCGCGUCUCUCGGUUGAAUCCCUCUAUCUGCCUAUUCAUGCAUAAAAUGUGGCACAGAGGCUGCACGAACCUAUGUGCAGCGAAACAAAUCUGCCCGUUAGGUUUGAUCGACAGCAGAAACACGCGUUUUUUUCCUGUGGCUUCUCAACAAACUCGAACGCGACGGCUAACCUCACAUACCCCCGACUUCCUUCCUCAUUAGAAACAAGCUACAAAGAGAGUCACGUUUUGAAAGUAUCAAGUGAGGAAGCCAGGGCAUAGCUUCAAGAAAAAGAACACCGACGAAUUCGGCAAGUUGCGAGAAAGCAGAGGUGUACAGAGUAAAUGGAAGAGAUGUUGGACGGAGAGGGGUCGAAUUUCGAAGAUAACACGAACGAUGACCCCGAUCUCGCUGGGAUUAAUAUGGAACACGAGGAGGAGGCAUUUGAACAGGAGCCCGAAGGCGAGAAAGCGAACCACGAAGAGGCAAGUGGGCAGGAAGGCGAGUCUUCGGCCUAUCCCAGCGAGCAAGAAAACGAUGCUGAAGAGGAGGCGGCAGACGUCGUGGCGGAAAUUGGAUCGGACAGAUUUGAAGAUCGACCAACAGCAUCUCCGGAACGUCCCAAUAGCGUGCCGCACCUCAAGCUCACCAGUAAGAAAAAGAAAAAAACGACCUCUUCUGAAAAGGAAGACAGUGGCUCGGACACGCUGCCGUUUGAAUCCUCUUCCUCAGAAUCUGAGUCGGAGAGCUUUGAUCGCGACGAAUUUCAAAAUUGGAAAUCUCGUACACGCAUCGGGACUGAGAAUCGAUACCCCACACGCAACAUGCACCGUUCGUCCGAUGAAGAGUCCCUCACUGAUGGUCUGGAAAAGCAACGACAACAAGAAGGAUUACCUGCGAGAUUUGAUGGUAGGUCUGAGUAUAAGUCGCUUGUGAAUGAAGUCCAGGCGUACGGCGAGACACACAGAGGCAUGGAUGGUAAGAUUCAUAGAAACGAAGACCUUCCCGUGCGAAUGGCCUUUGAACACUUGAAUUCCCUAAGCGGAAUGACUAAUAAAGUUCAGGAUGCUAUAGACCUCAGUCGAAACGUUUUUGAACGCAAGGUGGUAAAAAUGGAGCGUGGGAUUCUUUUCAAAGCAUGGCGCGGCUGGUUAUUGGUGAACGCCGGUCAAUCUGCGAAGAGGAACAUUUUACAACGCGCGCUGUCCAAAAUGCGUCGGCGGAAACUCUGGGCUGCUUUUUCAAAAUGGUCAGAGAUCACCAAGAAGGCAAAACGUGGAAGCACCAUGUACCGUGCAAUAUGCACAGUGAUUCGGAACGGGCGCAAACGUCGGGCAUUUCACGCGUGGGCGGAAGAAGCUGCGGAUGGAAGACGCCGGCUUCGCAUGGUGGCGCAUAGCCAGCGAAUGAGGGAAGAGUACUUCGAGUUGCUCGUUAAAGCCGGUUUACGUCAAGUCAUUCAUAAACGAGUUCGUUCAGCGUGGAGUGCGCUACACCAGUUCUCUGGGAAACGCCGGGCGAAGAGAAACAAGAUGCGGCAAGUGAUACGACGCGCGACGCACGGGAGAGAAUCUCGAGCGCUUCAGAAAUGGAUCCACUGGAACUUUGAAAAUAAGCAACGACGCGCCAAGAUCAGACACAUCAUUAUUCACAUGCGAAAGUCGAAAAUGGCGCGUGCGUUUGAAAAGUGGAGAGCAGUGUAUCUUGCCAAAAAGCGCGUGUUGAUGAAGCUCGUGCAGGGAACUCUUACUAGGGCAUGGGCGAAAUGGUGGUCCAACAUCGUGCUCUUGCGCAAAGCUGCACUCAUAUUCUGCCGAUGGAAACAUCGAAACUUAUUUUCUGUGUUAAAUUGCUGGGCAUCCAUUGUGGAGACGAGGGUCUUGCAACGUAAUCAGUGUGAGCUAAUUUGUUUACGCGUCGGGAAUCGCAUUAAGCGCAGGGCAUGGAAACAGUGGAUAUGGUGCGUUGAGGAAGCCACUGGGUGCACGAUGGAGCACGUCAAGGAACUUCAAAAAGAAAAUGCGCGUUUACGUAGGGACAACGAACGUUUCGUCAGGUUAGUGGAUUCAGGCGAAUGGGGCCGUGGCCGGGUCGAGGAACUCACUGAGGCGGGCCGCGUCUUGCGUGCCGAACGCAGGCAGCUCGAGGUAUUGAUGGAAAAGAUCACGCUUGAAAAAGAAGAGACGGCAGGCUUGAAGAACCGCAUGCUUUCUGGUAAUUUUGUACAGCGUAACAAACUGAACAUCGCUGGUGGUUCUACGUUUAAUGCUUUGCAACGGGUCAUGAAACAAGAUGUACUCGAUAGCGGCGCGGUAGGACGAUACCCGGAUCAACUCAAGGCAAUGUUCGAGGUCCCCCGAAUGUCCUUGGACACAGUUACUGUGUUUCCUGAUGGGUACCUAAACAUCCAGGCUGAUAAUUCGAGCUCGAGGAUGGAGCCCUUCGCGAAAGGGGACACAUAUUCUGAAAGUAUGACUGAUCAAGAGCAGCCGCAGCCUGAGCAAGCAUCAGUAAACUUGGCUCAGCGCCGAAACUCCAGAGACAAAGUUCUCAUAGAUGCACUUUCUAGUCUGUCUGCAGAUGAGGUAGACGCUCUUGAAGAUAUCCUACGUCGCAGGCGGUCCUGAAGCCUAUCUAACUUACAGUAUUACUUUGAAAGUACUCUGAGCUUACAACG